This is a messenger RNA of Podarcis raffonei (Aeolian wall lizard), 3134 nucleotides long. RefSeq names its product F-box/LRR-repeat protein 14-like. The record is from RefSeq and is a predicted model, not a curated record. The coding region runs from base 305 to 1846 and encodes 513 amino acids. Gene Ontology annotation, molecular function: protein binding. The transcript has a single exon. Gene Ontology annotation, cellular component: SCF ubiquitin ligase complex. Gene Ontology annotation, biological process: SCF-dependent proteasomal ubiquitin-dependent protein catabolic process. Lineage: Eukaryota; Metazoa; Chordata; Lepidosauria; Squamata; Lacertidae.
CAAGUUUCAUGUUAGGGGGACAGAACCUCAGUUAAGUACUUUUAUUGAUUUACUUGAUUUGGGGGGGGCAGCUGCCCCCUGCUCCCCGUUUCCUUGGCUACGCCCAUGGAAGCAAGACAUGACUUUAGAAUGAUCCUGGAAGGGGCGGGGGCUCUGGCUUCACCCGCCCCAUCGCUGGGCUGGGCUGGGCUUCAGGCACAAGUAGCGUAGGACGGGUCCAGCAAGCGGCUAGUCUCGAGCAGCGCCGGGCGGCUAACCAGACGCAAGGCGAAGUUUGCUCGUCUGCAGCCGGGCUCCGCAGGCAAUGGGUCCCGGCGGGAGGAAGCGAAAGGCGCCUCCUCCCGAGGACGACGGCGGCAGCAGCAGCGGUUCCGAGCAGGAGCCGCCGCCGCCGCCUCCCAUCUCUCUCCUGCCUCCGGAGCUGCUGAUCAAGAUCUUCGAGUACCUGGACGACGAGGAUCAGGUCCAGGUGUCGCAGGUGUGCCGCGACUGGCAAGCCGCUUCCUACCAGAUCUUGUGGUGGCGUUCGGAGGCCCCCGUGUCCCUGUGCCAUCUCCGCAACGACCCGUCGAUGUUGGCCAACAUGGCAGCCUGGGGCAUCCGUCGGGUGCGGAUCGUGAUGACGCCCUGUGUCACCAUGGGCUUCGUCAGCCACGCAAGCAGCACCCCCGAAACCUACAGUGAGCUGUGCCGGGCUUUGCGGGCCGGGCUGCCCUCCUUGCGGGCGCUGAACAUGACCGGCUGCCCAUCCGUCACCAAGAGGAGCCUGGCGCAGAUUGGCAAGCAUCUGAAAGGCCUGGAGGAGCUGGUGCUGUUCGGGUGUAGGCAUGUGAGUGACGCGGGCCUCCUGCUCCUCAGCAACAGGCUGCUGCACCUGAAGAAGCUCAGCCUGGACCACUGCAACCUGGUCACCAAUGCGGGCAUAGGGCACUUGGCGGGCAUCACAGCAAGGGGCUGCCUGCAGCUGGAGUGCCUCAGCCUGGAGAACUGCGACAGACUCAGCGAUGUUGCCCUCCACCACGUGGCCCAGGGCCUCCCCCGCCUGCGCUACCUCAGCGUCCGCUUCUGUGGGGGCAUCAGAGAUGAGGCUUUGGUGCCCCUGUCGCGCCUGACCAGGCUGAGAACCCUCAACCUCAGCUUCUGCCAGAGAAUCACCGACGUGGGCGUUGGGCACCUCGCGGGCAUCACUGCCGACGGCUGCCUGGAGUUGGAGGAACUCGACCUGGCGGGCUGCAGCCAGCUCAGCGAUCAUGCCGUCCGCUACGUGACCCAGGGCCUCCCCCGCCUGGUCCACCUCAGCCUCCGCUUCUGUGGGAAUAUCGGGGAUGGGGCUCUGCUGUCCAUGUCGCUCCUGAGCAGGCUGAAGAGCCUCAACCUGAGCUUCUGCCAGAGAAUCAGCGACGCGGGCAUUGGGCACCUUGCGGGCAUCACCAGCCGCGGCUGCCUGCAGCUGGAGGAGCUCGACCUUGAGGAAUGCGAGCGGCUCACCAAUCUCACCUGUCGGUAUCUGGCCCAGGGCCUCUCCUGCCUGCGCCACCUGAAACUUUGCUGCUGUGAGAAGAUCAGGGAUGAGGGGCUUCUGUUCCUGUCGGGCAUGAGGAGCUUGAACAUCCUUGAAAUAAGCUACUGCAAUAUCACCGAUGAGGGAAUUGGGCACCUGUCAAGGGGGUGCUUGCCCCUUUCAACCUUGAACAUUACCUGCUGUGAGACUCUGGGAGACGCAAGUCUGGCUUAUAUUGUACAGGGCUUGGGCAGGCUGCGCAAGCUCUACCGCUGUGGUUGCAACUUCAGCCUCAACUGCAUGCUAGAACUGGAGCAACAGAUGCCUGGACUGUCGAUUCUCUGAGAGCUGUGUAAUCUGCCAAACAGUUUGUCUACUUACGUAGCUCAGUCAGUAGAGCACGAGACUCCUAAUCUGUCAAGGAGACCCAUGCUGGGCAAAAUAUUUCUGCAUUGCAGGGGGUUGGACUAGAUGACCCUUGUGGUUCUUUUCCAACUCUGCAAUUCUAUUAUUACUGUUGCUUUUCACCAGUGCCUUUCCGUUUUGUAUUUUUUCUGAUAAAAAGCAUGUGAAAACUAAGGGUAUUUGGUUAUUUUCUCCUCUAUUCUGCAAACCAUUUUCAUUUUGUGUUGUGUUUUUCAGAUGGUAUGUCUGAGGUCAUUAAGAGAUAAAAACUUUCUUUUUAGUGAUUUGUAAGUUGCCCUGGAAGUCUUUUUUUUUUUUGGCAGAGGAGCAGGAUUUCUUUAAAAAUCGAAAACAAUCCCUAAUUAGGUAUUACUUCAGUUGCAAAAGUAUGCAAUUAGCAGACAUCUAUUAUUCCAUGCUGUGCAACUGCUUCUACAUUCCUGAUGUCUUACGACAAAAUAAAAAGUUUGCCAACCCUUUUGAAAAUAAAACAAUACUAUGAAAAAACGCACAGAAACUGAAAAACAAAAAAACAAGACCUGAAAUCACAGCACCUUCACGGGUCCAGGAAUUUUUGGCGCUACAAGUCUGGUGCUAAACACACUUACCUGGGAAUAUGCACAUUUUGUUUGUAGAAACAAAUAUAUUUUAAAAAUAAAAAUAUUACCAUGAUACAAGAGCAUGAGAAAAGCCCUGCUGGAUCAGGCCAAAGACCUAUCUAGUCCAUAAGAUGCUUCUGUGAAGCCCAAAGGCAGGAGCAGAGAAUGAAUGAAAUCUUUAUUUGCAACAGCCAUCGGCCAUAGCAAUAAAACAACAAUACAAUAUACAAAGAAUAGAAAUAAAAAGUCAGUUAUAUAAAAUACUGUGGCGUUUGCCCUCCUAGGUGUGUGACAUCAUACUGGGUUCAUAAGGAGAGGGUUAACUAAUUGUAAAAUGCCUAACCUAUAGGAACCCAAGGGGAAGAGUUCAAGUUCAAGUUCGAGUUGUUAAGAAGUCAGUCUGGAGUUAGAGAAGAGAGAGGGAGGAUAAGUCUGUGGGUUGGGCUAGUCUGAUGUGAGAGAAUGAGAGAAUCUGUUAAGAGGAGUCAGAGAAACAGUUGAGAUAAUCAGUUAGAAGGUAUUAGCAAGAUAUAGGCCGGUAAAGAAACUAAGUUUAAGAAACUGACAAGAAAAUUAUCUGAGAAACCAUAAACUUGUAAAUGCUUAUAAAAUAAACUUAUUUGGUUUAA